GUGCAGUAAUUAGGAAGGCUUGGUGGCUCAUUCAGGAGCUCAAGGCAAAACCAGAGAACUCUGCAGAGAUAGUUUGCUAGCAAUUAUAAGGAGGACUUCCUUAAUUUAGGAGAGUUUUGUAUGACUGGAUGUGUUUUUAAAAGAUAUGCAGUAAUUCAAACAGAAGUCACUGGCUUGAUGCAGAAAUUACUGGAUGAGCUUAAAGUGUAUGAUUUGGAUCCACUCUUCCCCAAAGCAUAAGGGAUCUGUCACUUCCAUAAGCGACUCCUGUUUUGAGCAUCACCAGUCUCUUUCAACAAGAAGUGAUUAGAGUACCUGAUAAGAGGAAUUUACCGAAGGUCAACAAAUCCCAUUGAAUACUGUAGAAUGACAUAGCUGAAUUUCACAGGAAGCCAUUGAGCAGACACACUGGAAUGAGUGAUCUGGAAAGAACAGCUUAAGAAAACAGAGUAAAAAACUGCAUAAGCUCCUGAAGAGAAAUCUAUUGCAGAGGUCACGUCCAGUUGGACCUGAUGUGGAAACAUGAUUGGUAAAUGGGUGCUGUAGCCAAGAGACCCACUCUAAAAAUGGGGUGACUUGCAGGAUUCCAGUCUGAGAGAAGUGCGUAUGCUGGGUCUGUCCCUUGAGAGGGGUGCUCAAGGAAAGACCGAGGAUCAAAGGUACAGCUAACCCUGGAGCUGUGACAGCAGGUCUUGGAGGUUUCCAUAUCACAAAAUCCAAUUUUCAUCCUCCUUUUCCUUCUGAUUAUGGUGAAUAUAAAGCUCAAAUUCUGCAGUGUUACUCAUUGUGACUUUGAAACUGUGGCAAAUCUCCUGAGUGUUACUAAGAUUGAUGGGCUAAAGAAGCAUGGCGUACUUUUGGAAAAUGCCUUUGACGCAAGAUGAGUUACAAGAAGGACAAUCUGAGGACCAAGCGUCUUACUCAAUGUAUCAUUUUAAUCCUGAUAGCCAGGUCAGUCUAGGAGUUGAUCAAAUAGUUGGUGAAGGCGGCAGUGAAAUACCCUUUUAUGGUCCAGCAUAUUCAAGUGACCUUGAAGAAAAUGAGUUUUUCUUGGAUGCAGCAGAAGAACAUUUAUAUGGAGUAAAUCCACCUCAAAUUCCUCACAGGGAUCUUUACUUUGGAAGCCCCACCUCUCACUGGCAGCAAGUCAGGGUGCCACCAACAAUUGGCUUCAGACCUUCUUUGCUAUCCGGAUGUAGUGACCUCUCAGUUGAGAAUUCCUACCCCACAUACCCCAUUGGAACACUUUAUGACUAUUGUCCACAUGGAAGAAAUAACUUGAGUCCAACUGCAGAUGAAUUUGGGUCAGAUGUGGAGAAAGAGAAUAAAAAUCUGAAUUUCUAUAUAGGCUUUGAACAUAUAGACUAUCAAUAUCCCGUUUUCUCAGAUGACAAUGCAAGCAGACAAGAAAUGAAAGAUAAAAGGAGAAAUGACAGUAAAUCUUUCCUCAUGAGCUCUGGGGAAACAUACUUAACAAACCUUCCUAGAGAAUUGACCACUGGACCUGUCUGGCCCAGCGUCAGCUCUGCAGACAGCACAGAGUUUGCAGGUUGGUCUAUCCAGCUGGUUGAAGUGGAUCAAGGGAGUAAUGAAAGUAUUGCCUCCUUUUGCAAUGGAGUGAAGAAAAUCAGAGAUGCAUAUCCUGCUUUUGAUUUGACAACAAAUACUGGGAAGAUUUGGAGUGUCACAACAACGUUAUCAGAUGAGAUCCUUUGUAAAUCAAAAUUCAAAGUUAGCAUUUUGACAAACUGUUCAUCUCCUCCACUGCAUCUUACACCAUGUGCUAGCUGUAUUGUCCGUAACUUAGCUGUAGAGAUUCUCCAUUGCACAAAUCAAUAUCCAGCCCAGGAAGAAUGUUUUCUAAGUGUUUAUGGGUCUGAUGAAUUUUUGCUAAAUGAUCACGCUUUGGGCAGUCAUGAGAGUCUUCGCAAGGCAACCACCUCCAUUCAGCUUCGCCUACAGAAAGGCACCCGCUAUCAGCAAAGUUUGGCUCGAACGCUUGAAGAUGACCAAAGUCAGUUUAAUGUGAACCAGCUGCUACAAUAUACAUGUAUUUGGAAGGUGUCCAGGAAGAACCUUGUUACAUUUAUUAUGAAAUAUGGAGGUCAAGUGGAAUAUCUACUGCAAAAUGAGCAUAAAGUGGAUAAAGUGAUUGAAGAAGUUAAAGCAAUCUGCAGCGUUCUCUGUUCUGUGGAAACCAGGGCUAUUACUGAUGCAGUCAAGAAACUCCGUUCAGUGCCACUGGGAAAAACACAGAAUUCACUUCAAAACGUAGAAACUCCAGUCAGAGUCUUGAUAGAGAAUGCUGUGACAGAGCUGUCUGCAGCCAUCUCCCAUCUCAUCCAUGUUUUCAGCAGCAGCUUUCACACAGAUUUUCAGCCUGCAAAAAUACUUAGAAGCCCUUCAUGUGCAGAUGUCGACCUAGAUCCCCACUUUAGCUUCACUGUUUAUGCAGCCCACAACAUCCCAGCAGCCUGGCUGAAAAGCUACAAGCUCUUCUCUUGUUCCUGUUCUUUAACUUAUGGUGGGAAGAAAAUAUGUCAAGUGAAGAACUGCAAAAAUAUACCAGUUAAAAAGUUUUUUUUCCCCCUGGCAAACUGGAAUGAGAAAAUCAACUUCCCUCUACAAAUAAAAUCUCUUCCUAAUGAAACAAUAUUGACAAUAAAACUAUUUGGAGUAAAUAGUGUGUCUAAAAAUACAGAAAUACUGGCUUGGACAUGUUCCCCCUUGUAUCAAAAACUAAAGUUCAUUCAUGGAACCGUGCUGUUUAGCAUGGCAUUGUACAGUGAGCCUCCAACAACCAUGAUAGCUCCGGGCAUUUGUGACGCUAGUCUGCCAGCACUAGUGACACUGCAGGUUGACUUUCCAGAAACUAAUUUGGAGUUUAUUAAACCUGAGCCCGAAGAGAAAAGAGAUGACCUGGAAGAGCCAGCUAAAGAGUGCUUGAAGCAUAUAGCAAGACUUUCACAGAAACAUUCUCUCUUGCUGUUGUUGGAGCAAGAGAGAAGAUUUUUAUGGUUUUAUCGUUCCUACUGCAAUAAUGAAAACUGUUCCCUUUCUUUGGUACUGGGCAGUGCCCCCAGUUGGGAUCGAAAGAGCAUAUCAGAAAUGUACACGGUGUUGAGGGAAUGGAGCUUUUCUAACCCUUUGGAGGCACUUGGGCUUCUGACUUUCAGUUUUCCAGAUCAAGACAUUCGCAGAACUGCAGUCCAACAAAUGGAAAAUCUGUCAAAUGAUGAAUUGUUAGAAUACCUCCCACAGCUGGUUCAGGUGAUCAAGUUUGAGUGGAGUCUUGAAAGCCCUCUUGUGAAACUUCUGCUAUGCCGCUCUCUGCAGAGCAUCCAAGUAACUCAUCGACUUUACUGGCUGUUAAAGGAUGCACAGAAUGAAGCUCAUUUCAAAAGCUGGUAUCAGAAACUACUAGCCGCUGUCCAAUUCUGCGCAGGAAAAACCUUAAAUGAUGAGUUUUCUAAGGAGAGGAAACUUAUCAAAAUUCUGGGAGAUGUUGCUGAAAAAGUCAAGGCUGCCAGUGAUCCCAAAAAACAGGAGGUACUAAAGCUGGAAAUCAACAAACUUAAGCAGUUCUUCCAGGAGGUAAAUGUUUGCCGGCUUCCCCUGAAUCCUGCACUUGUUGUACGAGGCAUAGAUGCAGAAGCAUGUUCGUAUUUCACAUCCAAUGCUUUUCCAUUGAAAAUCUCCUUCAUCAAUACAGAGACACUGAGUAGAAACAUCAAUGUUAUUUUUAAGGUGGGAGAUGAUCUACGUCAGGAUAUGCUGGUUCUGCAGAUUAUUCGUGUGAUGGACAGAAUUUGGCUUCAGGAGGGACUCGAUAUGCAAAUGAUCAUUUAUAAGUGUUUAUCUACAGGAAAAGGCCAAGGACUAGUACAGAUGGUGUCAGAUGCUACAACUCUAGCCAAGAUCCACAGGGAGUCUGGACUGAUAGGACCACUGAAGGAAAACACAAUUAAAAAAUGGUUCAGUCAUCAUCAUCCUUUGGAAUCAAGUUACCAAGAGGCAAUAAAGAAUUUCUUUCAUUCCUGUGCUGGCUGGUGCGUUGUUACCUUCAUUCUGGGAGUCUGUGACCGACACAAUGACAACAUCAUGCUGACAAACACUGGCCACAUGUUCCAUAUAGAUUUUGGAAAGAUUUUAGGUCAUGCACAAAAAUUUGGAAGCAUAAAAAGGGACCGAGCACCUUUUAUCUUCACUUCAGAGAUGGAGUAUUUCAUCACAGAAGGUGGAAAAAACCCACAGCGUUUCCAAGAGUUUGUAGAACUUUGCUGUCGAGCUUAUAAUAUAGUCAGGAAACACAGCCAAUUGCUAUUGAACCUGCUGGAGAUGAUGCUGCAUGCAGGAUUGCCUGAGCUGAACAGCGUCCAGGAUUUGAAGUAUGUGUAUGAUAACCUUCGUCCACAGGACUCAGACCUCCAAGCCACAAGCCACUUUACCAGGAAAAUAAAGGAAAGUUUAGAGUGCUUCCCUGUCAAACUCAACAACCUAAUCCAUACACUCGCACAAAUGUUAGCCACGGGCUUUGCCAAGCCUACAGAUUCACAGAGUGUUCCUCGGGAAUCCAACAUGCUGGAUGCAGAGAGGUCAAUUGCCCAAGCAACCAUUUUAGGGUUCAGCAAAAAGCCUGACUCUCUAUAUUUAGUCCAGGUGGUGCAAACCUGCCAGGUGGUCACCUUUGUGGAAAAAUCAUUCGAACAAUUUUCAAAACUUCACAGCCAUCUACAGAAGCAAUUUCCAUCACAUACCCUCCCGGAGUUUCCUCACUGGUGGCAUUUACCUUUUACGGAUCUUGAACACAAAAGAAUGAAAGACUUAAAUCUCUAUGUGAAGCAGUUGUUGAAUGGAUCCAGCAACCUGUCUAAUGAGGUACUGCAAACUCAGACUUACUAUGUAACUAAAAAUUCUAGAAUUAAAGAGAAUUGGACUACACUCAGCUUUCUGACUCAUAAUGAGCAUGUCCUCAGCUUUUUCCUCGAUGGGUCCAAAACCGACUGGCCGGAAGAAUCUGCACUUGUUAGCCUAGGUCCUAAAUCUACUGAACAGAAACCUGGAGUGCAGUUAGUCAUAUCCUAUGAGAGCACCCACCUGACAAUAUUGUUGAAACAUAUGAGGAAUAUUCAUCUCCCAGAUGGCUCUGCCCCAACUGCACAUGCUGAAUUUUAUCUUUUACCAGAUCCUGAUGAAGUCAGCAGAAGGAAGACGAAAGCAGUUCCAAAAAGCACUGACCCUACUUAUAAUGAAAUUGUAGUAUACGAUGCAGUGACCGAGCUCCAAGGACGUGUGUUACAGCUUAUUGUGAAAAGCAAAGGAACAUUUGUGGGAGCUAUCAACAUUCAACUGAACAGUGUCCCAUUAAAUGAAGAAAAGUGGUACCCAUUGGGGAACAGUAUAAUUUGAACAUUUCCUGUAUAAUCUGAACAUUUCCUUAGAUAACUGAAAUAUUCAUUUAUUAAUAUUUUUUCCCUUUUCUCAUGGGCCAUUUUGGCACAUUAGCCGAAAUAUUUGCUUUUGAGAAUAUAACAUGCAGUAAACCGCUAACCAUAUAUACACUGAACUACUAAUCACAAGGAAAUUAUCUCUUUUUCAUGAUCCAUUGCCAUUUAGCUAUCUUCAUGGGAUUACUACCUUUACUUGCAACAAGUUCCCAUUAGCCUGGGUGUAAAAAGGCUUGCAGCCUGCAAUUUCAGUUAUCUUGGAUAUCAUUUCUUAUGGCAACAAGCAAGAUUUUUGUUCCUGCUGAUCACUAUUAUUUGUAUACGGCUAGAUGUGUUUUAUGUAUCCCUAAAUCUGUGAUGCUGGAGCCUUAUCCAAAGCCCAUUUAAGUCAAUCGUAGUUUCCCAAUGACUUAAAUAGGCUUUGGAUCAGUCCAAUAAUGAGCUUAUUGGGCUGAAUUCACUCUACUUGAUGUCUGUGUAGUUAUAUCAGUUUUAAAUAUGGCCCAGUUAGUACGAUCGCACGUUCACCUGACUGAUAGCCAGUUUGUAUUUAAAACUUCUAGCACAUUUCACAUUUAAUUCUUGCUCAUUUCACAUUUAAAAUGUAAUUAUAUAUGCAGAAUUUAAAAUCUGAACAUUUAAAAGAAUUUAAAACUAUACUGUACUUUAGUUAUAGUGUAUACCAUAUAUUUUUAAGUUUUAAUUUGCUGAUGUAACGUGACUUUGUAACUUUAAGAUCUGGGGCAAGAUGUUUCAUCUCACUGGGUUUAU
Mauremys reevesii (Reeves's turtle) is the source of this 6218-nucleotide messenger RNA. It is a transcript of the gene PIK3C2G, whose product is annotated as phosphatidylinositol-4-phosphate 3-kinase catalytic subunit type 2 gamma. The record is from RefSeq and is a predicted model, not a curated record. NCBI's taxonomy places the organism in Eukaryota, Metazoa, Chordata, Testudines, Geoemydidae. Gene Ontology annotation, cellular component: cytoplasm; phosphatidylinositol 3-kinase complex; plasma membrane. The transcript is spliced from 38 exons. Bases 847 to 5409 code for a protein of 1520 amino acids. Gene Ontology annotation, molecular function: 1-phosphatidylinositol-3-kinase activity; 1-phosphatidylinositol-4-phosphate 3-kinase activity; phosphatidylinositol binding. Gene Ontology annotation, biological process: phosphatidylinositol-mediated signaling; phosphatidylinositol 3-kinase/protein kinase B signal transduction; phosphatidylinositol-3-phosphate biosynthetic process.